CGCCCGCCCAGCCUUUAGCCUCCCUCCCACCGCCUCUGUCUCCCUCUCUCCACGAACUGCCCAGGAGUGAGCAGCUGCUCUGGACGGCCCAACAGACGGACACACGGAUUGCUGGACACUCAAGCCUGCCAACCAGCCAGCCUGCACCCAACGCUUCCCCUCCUCAGGCACGUCCAUCAUGUGGCCCCUCUGGCUCCUCACGUCCCUGCUGGCCCUGAGCCAGGCCCUGCCCUUCGAGCAAAAGGGCUUCUGGGACUUCACCCUGGACGACGGGCUGCCCAUGCUGAACGAUGAGGAGGCUUCGGGUACCGACACCUCGGGCGACCCGGACAUUGACUCCCUCACGCCCAGCUUCAGCAACAUGUGUCCUUUCGGCUGCCACUGCCACCUGCGGGUGGUUCAGUGCUCCGACCUAGAUCUGAUCACUGUGCCCAAGGAGAUCUCGCCCGACACCACACUGCUGGACCUGCAGAACAACGACAUCACCGAGCUUCGGAAGAAUGACUUCAAAGGCAUGCCGCACCUCUAUGUAAGCCCGCCCAGCCCUUUUUAAAAAAAUAUAUUUUUUU
Messenger RNA from Myotis lucifugus (little brown bat), 569 nucleotides. It is a transcript of the gene BGN, whose product is annotated as biglycan. The record is from RefSeq and is a predicted model, not a curated record. Bases 179 to 553 code for a protein of 124 amino acids. Lineage: Eukaryota; Metazoa; Chordata; Mammalia; Chiroptera; Vespertilionidae. The transcript has 3 exons.